AUGUCGCGGAAAAUUGAAGCAGCAGCGGAAGUGGUAAAUAGUAUUGGCGGCUUCCAAGAUGUGCCGCCACCCGAAUUUGUCAUUCCGCUGACCUUCCGCGGAGCCCGCAGGUGGGAUGCUGAGGCUUCUGAGGACCACGGCGAGGUGCAUUCGCCUCUGCGAGUGGCCGAGUGCGCGCGCAACAGUGCCACUCGCGCGAAUUUCGUCAGACUGUCGAGGGUUUCUCUCAGUUCUGUGCCUGCUGCCCAGAUCGUCGCACAUCGCGCUCAACGCUCCACCCUCGCCUCGAGACGUGAAGACAGGAGCCAAGGCCCACCGAGUUCUCAGGCCGCCUCGCCCGGGGAGGCGCCCCAUCGACAGUCCGCGAGCGCCGCAGGGCGGCUCGGCUCGGUUGCGCGAGACACCAGGCGUUUGGCACACAGUGAAGGGACCUCCGUGGGGCUCCCAAAUGGGGGCGCAUCUGAGUGCAAUCAACAGUCUUAUCGCCGCCGAGGACAGGACGCCCGCGGGGCCCCAUCCAAGCUGGCACACCAAUUCUGGUUCUCGUCCUCCGGCUACAUUCCACCCGGGGCUGGUGGAUCAUCAAAUAGCAAAUCGGCACAGACUGACGAGGAGAAGCAGAGAGAGCGCCAGAGAAAUGAGAGAGAGCAGCAGAAUGCUCAGUUGGAGGCGCAAAAUCUAAAAAGAGAGCGCGAUGCUCGCGAGGCGAGACAAUUGGACCUAGAGAUACGACGUCAGCAGGAGAGAGAGGCUCGCCAAGCACACUUGGAAUCCGCCCGCAAGAAGGAACACGAUAAUCAAAAGCUGCACAAUCAAAAUCCAUCCUCGCAGGUCCACACGCAGCUGCCACAGGCCAAGGGUGUGGAGCGUGGCACGGCUCCAAGAGCUUCCUGUGAGAGAACACUGCCAGCGGACCUGAAGCCGAGCAAGGUCCACGAGAGGAAGUCGCAGACUCCGCCAGAUCGGACUGCAUCCUCAUCGGCGACGGACAAGGACUGUCUCACGAGUGGCAGCAAGGAGCGCACAAGCACGACCCCAUCACCGCAGACCGUGACAGCAGCAGCGCCCACCCAUGUGGCGGCUGCGACCAUCCCAGCCGCCGCAGCAUCCAUCGGAAUCAUUGCCCUGCGUGAUGACUCCACCGAGAGCGACCAGUCAAUAACGUACUCCCAGUCUCAGUCCGAGACUAUCCAUCGGUUGAUGUGCCGAGCGCCAAUAGCGUCCCUCGAUUGCAUGGAAGAGUUCAGUGGUACGGGCCACCUUGAUUUCGGGCGCUCCAUCAGCCUCGGCUCGAAUCCGGCUCUGCCGCUGCGCCACAGCUCAAACACCACGCCCGGGCUGCGGUACAAGAACCUGGGCAAGAGCGGACUGCGGGUGUCCAAUGUGGGCCUGGGUACGUGGCCGGUGUUCUCCUCGGGCGUGCCCGAGGACCAGGCGGAGGCCAUCAUCCGGCUGGCGGUGGAGAGCGGCAUAAAUCUGUUCGACAUCAGCGAGGCGCACUCGGAGACGGAACUGGGCAAGAUUCUGCAGAAGUGCGCGUGGAAGAGGACCAGCUUCGUGGUGUCGACCAAGAUCUACUGGAGUACAAAGUCGGAGGAGCGCGGACUGUCGCGGAAGCACAUCAUCGAGAGCGUGAAGGCGAGCCUGCAGCGCCUUCAGCUGCAGUACAUCGACAUUGUGAUAAUCCACAAGGCUGACUCCAUGUGCCCCAUGGAGGAGAUCGUCCGAGCCAUGAACUACGUCAUCUCCCAGGGAUGGGCCAUGUACUGGGGCACCGCGCGCUGGUCGCCCGUCGAGAUCAUGGAGGCCUACACCAACUGCCGCCAGUUCAACUGCAUCACGCCCAUCGUGGAGCAGGCGGAGUACCACAUGUUCAACCGCGAGAAGGCUGAGCUCUACCUGCCCGAGAUGUACAACAAGAUCGGCGUAGGCCUCAUGGCCUGGGGCCCGCUCUCCAUGGCGUUGGGCGACACGCAGAAUGGCGAGCGCAUCCUCUUCUCCAAGGGCUCCUUUAAGACUAAGAGCCACAGCUACUCGUGGACAGAAGAUGAGGCCAACAAGGAUAGUUUCGGUUGGAGCAAGGAACGGCUCGAGGAAGGACGUCGACAGGUGGACAAGAUUAGAGAUGUUGCUACACUGGCUGAAAAGUUAGGUUGUAGUCCGACACAGUUGUCCAUAGCGUGGUCUUUGAAGCACGAACCUGUGCAAUGUCUGCUCUUGAGCGCAAUAACGCCUGAGCAACUGCACCAGAGUCUGCAGGCCUUGCAGCUGUUGCCGCGCCUGUCGACGGCCGUGAUGCUGGAAUUGGAGAGACUAUUGGACAAUAAACCCGUUCGGCCGCCGCCAAUCUCCACACUGGCACUUCGGUGACAAUCAGCCUGCCCCCCGGGGCCACCCAGUUCAACUGGGCAACCCUGCGGGGCAGAGUCACCCAAGGAGGAGGACCUGAGCAUAGACAUAGCUCUGUAAUCGUCAACUUUCAAGUCACAUCCAUCUUCAUUGGAGAAAGUCUUGAUGAGCGCGUUUGUCCCUUUUUCUCACUUAUUCUCUCAUCAGCGACAAACUCACGCAAUUGCGAAACAAUACGAGAGAAGCAAAAGAAGAGAAUUAUAUGUAAAAUUAAGUCGAAUCAUUGAUAAAAUUUUUGCUAAAAUAAAAUUGAGACAUUAAAUUCACACCAUGCUCUUAUUAAUAAAAGAAAAAAAAUUGCUACAUCAAUGCGAGGGACAGCAAGGGAAAUCUAGAAACAAUAAUUAAAGAAAAAAAUUUGAAUAUUUAAAGAGAAUUAAAUUAUAAAGUAAUAAGAAGCCAAGCUUCGCGAGAAUUUUUAUGACAAGAAGAAGAAGAAAAAAAUGAACAAUGAUUAAACUUAAGAAAAUUGUGAGGAGAGUUGAAUUAAAUAUACAUUUACAUCUUUGAUCAUGAAUCGAUUUCAAAUCUUGUACAUUAGAAAUAUAAACGAGAAUUAUAUAAUUAACAAAAAGAAGGAAAAAAAUGAACAAUGAGAAUUCUUACUACUCAAAGUGAAAAUUGUACUGCGAAAUAUAUUGAUAUAUAAAAUGAA
Phlebotomus argentipes is the source of this 3064-nucleotide messenger RNA. RefSeq lists its product as uncharacterized. Gene Ontology annotation, molecular function: transmembrane transporter binding; potassium channel regulator activity; voltage-gated potassium channel activity. Bases 1 to 2370 code for a protein of 789 amino acids. Gene Ontology annotation, cellular component: cytoplasm; voltage-gated potassium channel complex. Lineage: Eukaryota; Metazoa; Arthropoda; Insecta; Diptera; Psychodidae. Gene Ontology annotation, biological process: potassium ion transport; regulation of potassium ion transmembrane transport. The transcript has 13 exons. The record is from RefSeq and is a predicted model, not a curated record.